Molecule: messenger RNA, 2439 nt
Organism: Camelina sativa (false flax)
Lineage: Eukaryota; Viridiplantae; Streptophyta; Magnoliopsida; Brassicales; Brassicaceae
Source: RefSeq, a predicted model, not a curated record
AUGCGAGAUCUCAAGCAUUGUCUAAUAAACUCUCGACUCUCAGACCUACCUUUUUGUGGUAAUGCUUUUACUUGGUCAAACAAGCAUGCCAUAGAUCCGAUCUCGAAGAAGCUGGAUAGAACCUUAAUCAAUGAUGAGUGGAUGGUAGCUUUUCCAAACUCUUUAGGAGUCUUUGGCGAACCUGGUUUCUCGGACCACAGCCCUUCCUGUGUCUUCUUGGACACGGGUAAACUAAAGAUCCACAAGCCCUUCAAAUUUCUAACCCUGUUGAACGAUAAUGAGGAAUUUGGGCCUCUAAUAAAGCUAUGGUGGCAAGCUCUGACUUUUGAUUGCUCGAAGAUGCUUCUGGUAUCUAAAAAAUUAAAGGCGCUGAAGAGGGUUAUCAAGGAUUUCUCUCAUGACAACUACUCAGAUUUAGAAAAGCGGACUUCUGAAGCUUUUGAGAAUCUUCAGACUUGUCAGCAAACUCUUCUGGCUUCCCCAUCUGCUCUCUCGUCGCAACUGGAAAAAGAGGCUCAUAUGAAAUGGUGCAUUCUAGCCUCAGCGGAGGAAUCAUUCUUGAGGCAAAAAUCCAGAAUCUGUUGGCUGGAAAAUGGUGACAAGAACUCGAAGUUCUUUCAUAGAGUUGUGUUGUCUCGUCAAGCACAGAACCACAUUCUUUUCUUGCUAGAUGACAACCAUCAGGUGGUGGAGUCGAAGCUUGGGAUACAACAACUUGCGGUGGAUUUCUACAAAACCCUCCUAGGAAGCAAAGGGCCUGUCCAAUCUCCAUCUAUUGAUGCGAUUGAAGACAUUAUAAGUCAACGAUGCUCUGCCUCUGCGAUACAGAUUCUCUCUAGACCAUUUACUCCAGAGGAAAUAAAAACAGUAGGAGCUGACAUGAUAGCAGCGGUUAUGGAGUUCUAUCAUUCAGGACAGAUUCUCAAGAAAUGGAACGCCACACUGCUAACUCUGAUACCUAAAUCGCCAAGUGCCUCCAAAAUGACGGAGUUUAGACCUAUUGCCUGCUGCAACUCUAUCUACAAGGCAACAGAGCUAGUGCAGGGCUAUAAUCAAAAGAAUAUCUCGGAGAGAGGCAUGCUAAAGGUGGAUUUAAAGAAGGCUUUUGACUCAGUUAACUGGGAUUUCAUUAUCUGCAUCCUCAAGGUGAUGGGAUUUCCUCAGCAUUUCGUUCAGCUCAUAACCAAAUGCAUUACUACGACAUCUUUCUCUGUCUCCAUAAACGGAAAAAGUUGUGGCUUUAUCAAGGGAGCCAAGGGUUUGCGACAAGGAGACUCAAUAUCCCCUUAUCUAUUCACUCUUGCAAUGGAGAGGGCUUCACUUCAGAACAUCACAAAAGUGCUCCAGGAUUUCUCAGUUUUGUCUGGUCUGUCCAUGAACAAAGACAAAACGGAUUUAUACUUGGCAGGAGUGAACCAGGAUGAAACCUUACGCAUUGGCACGCUUGGUUUCAACCUCGGUUCACUCCCUAUCCGCUAUCUUGGUCUUCCAUUGAUGCAUCGGAAGCUGCAAAUAUGUGACUACAGUCCUCUGUUGGACAAGAUAUCAGCUAAGUUUUCCUCUUGGUCAGCUCAUGCCCUAUCUUAUGCGGGGAGAAAAGCUUUGAUCACCUCGGUUAUUUAUGGCGUGGUAAACUUCUGGGCAUCAGCUUUCAUACUGCCAAAAGGAUGCAUCAAGAGCAUUGAAAGUAUGUGUUCCAGAUUUCUUUGGUGCGGUGAUAUAACCAAGAAACCAGCUGCUAAAGUUGCUUGGCAGGAUUUGUGCCUGCCGCUUGAGGAAGGAGGCCUUGGUUUUAGAUGCUUUGCUCGGUGGAACAAAACUCUCUGUCUUAAGCUUAUCUGGAGAAUGUUAACUGCCAGGGAUUCCCUAUGGGCGGAUUGGAUGAGGAAUAACAAGAUAAAAGAUGGGGUUUUCUGGCAAAUUGAUGAGAAGAAGCAAACGUCUUGGACCUGGAAAACUCUAUUGCAUCUACGACCCCUUGCUUUGCAAUUCCUACGAUGUCAAGUGGGAAAUGGCAGGAAGGUAAGUUUUUGGUCUGAUUGGUGGUCUCCCUUUGGUCCCCUGCUAGACUUUAUGGGAGCUACUGGACCAUCGCAGACUGGCAUUCCUCUUCAAAAAACUGUGGCGGAUGCAUGCACUCCCGAGGGGUGGCUCUUACGUCAUGCAAGAUCUCCACAAGCUGAACUUCUACAAACUUACCUGACAACAGUGCCUCUACCUUCACUAAGCUGUGAGCCGGAUCGCUAUACCUGGAAAACUGACACUGUGGAGCUGGAUCAAUUUAGCACAAAGAAGACUUGGGACAUCCUGAGACAAAAACAUAACCCACGGAGCUGGUCAAGACAAGUGUGGUUCAAAGGGGCUAUUCCAAGACACGCAUUCAUGAUGUGGCUGAUGCACCUAGACAGAUUACCCACCCAAACAAGACUUGCCUCUUAG